AUGGCGGAUGAGCCGCUGCGGGCGCAGCAGUUUGGGACGGAAGAGUUUGAUGUCACGGACUGCGGCACACAGUUCUGUUGCUGUGGGUCGAAGAUCCUCACACUGGAGCCCGAGGAGGCCGUGCUCAAGACCACGACCUGCAUCGGCGGCUCCACCAAGCGGCUACCCUACGGCGACCUCGGCAGCGUGGAGAAGCUGGAGGCUUGCGGCUGCUGCGCCAGCUUCAGGUCCAACCUGAGCCCGGAUGACGACAAAGGCAACAAGGUGCCGAUAGCGCUGGGCGCGGCUGCAGCGGCGAGCUGGUCACGAAUGUCGUGCAAGAGUUGA
Messenger RNA from Prorocentrum cordatum, 327 nucleotides. The record is from the annotation of a GenBank genome assembly. NCBI's taxonomy places the organism in Eukaryota, Dinophyceae, Prorocentrales, Prorocentraceae.